AGGUCAUCUUGCUUUUUGAGACAGCUGAGCGCACUUCAGUCAAUGCUUUCCCAUUCUCGAUUAACGGCGUUCAUCGCCACUCAACCUCGCACCCUUCUCAGCAUUCGUGCUACUACGUCCGCGUCCCGACACAAAUUCAGGAUGGCGAGCACCCAGGCCUCUGCGUUUGGUCUCAAAGACUCCAGUCUCAUCAAAAUGCAAGGAUUCGUGGAUGGAAAAUGGGUUGAUGCAAAAGACGGAGCGACUAUCAGCGUAACUAAUCCCGCUACGCUCGAAGUGCUCGGGACAGUCCCCGAGAUGGGUUUAUCUGAAACAAUGGAAGCUAUCGGGGCUGCUUCGAAGGCAUUUCCUGCGUGGAGCAAAACUACCGCCAAGCAUCGACACGACAUACUGAUGAAGCUCUUCACGCUCAUGCAAGAACAUCACGAUGACUUGAGCAGGAUAAUUACCCUGGAAAACGGGAAACCACUCAGGGAGGGAAAGGGUGAGAACGCCUACAGCGCUUCGUUCAUCGAGUGGUAUGCUGAGGAAGCUGUGAGAGCGUACGGAGAACAGAUUCCUUCAGCCAGCAGUAAUAUCAGAAAUCUUGUAAUCAAGCAACCAGUCGGUGAGUUUUUCGUCUCCAUUCUUACACCCUGGAACUUUCCUUCUGCUAUGAUCACACGAAAGUUAGGCGCGGCUCUAGCUGCCGGAUGUACGGCUGUGAUCAAGCCCCCACCAGAAACGCCCUUUUCGGCACUCGCUAUUGCAGAGCUCUGUCGUCGUGCCGGUGUUCCUGACGGCGUCGUCAAUAUGGUCACUACUGAGAAAAAUGUUGCUACCGUUGGGAGGGAGCUAUGCGAGAAUAAGGCUAUUAGAAAAAUAUCUUUCACAGGUUCAACGCCUAUUGCAAAACUGAUUUAUGGGCUAGCUGCGUCGACAUUGAAGAAAAUCUCCAUAGAAGCAGGAGGGAAUGCACCAUUCAUUGUGUUUGACGACGCUAACAUUGAAGAAGCUGUCGAAGCUGCGAUCCUUUGCAAGUUCCGUGGCAGUGGUCAAACAUGCGUUUGCGCUAAUCGGAUCUACGUGCAAUCCAACGCCUAUGCGGAGUUUGCAUCACGCCUGACGGAAAAGGUGGCUGCUUUCAAAGUUGGAAAUGGUCUGGAUGAGCAGACUACCCACGGUCCACUCAUUCAUGCUCGGGCCGCGGAGAAAGUCGCGCGUCACGUCAAUGAUGCCGUGUCAUUAGGCGCUCAGGUCCUGAUAGGCGGCAAGGGCAUUCCCGAUACCUCGUUUUACCUUCCCACAGUCUUAUCUGAAGUACCCGCCAACGCCAUGCUGAACAGUGAAGAAACGUUUGGUCCUUUAGCGGCACUACAACAAUUCGAAACGGAGGAGGAAGUGGUGAAGUUAGCGAAUUCGACAGAUGUCGGACUUGCUGGCUACUUCUUUUCUCGAGACGUGGGCAGAGUGUGGCGAGUUGCCGAAAAGUUACAAGUAGGAAUGGUUGGUGCGAAUACCGGUCUCAUAAGCCAAGCUGUCAUUCCAUUUGGUGGUGUCAAGGAAAGUGGUCUCGGAAGAGAAGGCGGACCCCACGGCAUAGAUGAGUACCUGAACACGAAGCUAAUUGUUUUCGGUGGAUUGGGUAUGUAAAGGAUUGAAUAGGACGGCGCCGUGAUCCACGAACUGUUGUAAUUUUGCUUAUGGCAAGCUUUUGUACUUGUACGCUGACUAGUAGCACCUGACAAUCGAAACGAGACCUGGACCCGUA
This is a messenger RNA of Desarmillaria tabescens, 1750 nucleotides long. RefSeq names its product succinate-semialdehyde dehydrogenase. The coding region runs from base 43 to 1632 and encodes 529 amino acids. Gene Ontology annotation, biological process: GABA catabolic process. The record is from RefSeq and is a predicted model, not a curated record. The transcript has 15 exons. Gene Ontology annotation, cellular component: cytoplasm. Gene Ontology annotation, molecular function: succinate-semialdehyde dehydrogenase (NAD+) activity. NCBI's taxonomy places the organism in Eukaryota, Fungi, Basidiomycota, Agaricomycetes, Agaricales, Physalacriaceae.